Molecule: messenger RNA, 4260 nt
Organism: Macadamia integrifolia
Lineage: Eukaryota; Viridiplantae; Streptophyta; Magnoliopsida; Proteales; Proteaceae
Product: protein SHOOT GRAVITROPISM 6
Exons: 25
Coding region: 1197-4007 (936 amino acids)
Cellular component (GO): cytoplasm
Source: RefSeq, a predicted model, not a curated record
GUUGGCAUUUGGAGUAUUCCUUGUGCCCAUGAGACAAUUGCAAACGGGCUGGUUCUGCAUCUCGGUUCAGUUCUGAUCCAUUAUUCUUUUUCUAGCCUGAAAAGAAUUAUCACUUGUAUGAGUAACCAAACGAAUGCGUACUUUUAAUUGGACACGUCCAUCUUGCUCAGAAUUUUGUCCUCCUCGCAACCAUGAAAAGAAAUAGGACCUCUUUACGUGUAAAAUUGGAGAUAUAGCGCCCGAUAGUCCUUAAGGCCUUGAAAAUAUAAACUUGCAAAAAGAGAGUAAAACCCAAGGUAGCUCCAUUCUAAAUAUGUAAAAUGCAUGUUUUACUACCCUAGAUUUCACACAUAAAUAUGUUCAUCAUUGCUCUCCCUCCACACACAGUAUCUAUUUCGAUAUUAGAAAAUCCAAAGAGGGGGUGGGGGGAGGGAGUACCAUAUGAAUAUUCUAGCCGCAAGGACCUCCGAGCACAGGGCUUUCUCAUCCCUAUUAAUGUAUACUUUCCACACAAUUCGCUAGAGGUGGCAAAUGUAGACGACGACUCUUAGGAAUGUGAUUCCAAAUACCAUUAACCAUUUGAUAUUAGCUUGGUUCUUAGCUCUGGUGGUUUGCUCUUUGAGUUCAGAAAUUAAUGAGCCACAGCUUCAUGAGUAACUGCAUCCAAUGGAAGCAACCAUUGAUAAUUAACACCCUCUGAUGAAUGUAGUCCUAAUAAACAGGAUUAUUUUUCUCUUGCAAUGUUCUUCUAACACCAUCAUUAUACCUUUCAAGGCAUUAAUUCCAAAUCAGAUGUUACUUUUUAUUUGCUUGAGUCCUAUUUUAGGUGUUUGUUCUCUAAUAUUGUCAGUGGUUUUUCUCCAAGGGCUAAUUCUCCCAAGCUAAAUUGCCAGAAUUACUUUAUUUAGCUGUACAGGUGCUCCUUUUCGCUACUAUGUGAAACUUGUUAUUUCAGACAUAGUCAAUUAAUCUGUGCCUUGCUUUAUUGUGAUUUGGGCUUCAAUUGGUAAACAAUGCUGUCUAUCUUUUUUCAAUUUAGAGUGAGUCACUUCGCAAUAUUUGUAUGUACUGAUGUUGUUCAUGCUAAUAGAAUGAAUUUAAUUCACAGAUAAUUUUAUAAUAUGAUACAAUUUGAACAUAUUGAACUCAGAUCAUGUCAAUUACUUUCCUACUGCUUGUGCUUGUAGGGGACAAAUAUGCUUUCACGCCUUUUGCAUGUGCGCCACCAUACAGCAAAACAAGCUGUUAUUACAGCUAUUGAUUUGUUAGGUCAAGCUGUCAGUAAUGCUGCUGAAAGUGGUGUGUCCUUCCCAUUAAAAAGAAGAGAUCAACUGCUUGAUUAUGUACUGACUUUGAUGGGUCGAGAUGAUGAUGAUGAUGAUGGUGAUGGAUAUGCCAAUUCAAAUUUUGAAUUUCUCCGUACUCAGAGCUUUGCUUUAAGUGCUUGCACUACUUUGGUUUCUGUGGAGCCAAAGCUGACAAUAGAAACAAGAAAUCAUGUGAUGAAGGCAACAUUAGGUUUCUUUGGGCUGCCAAAUAAUCCUUCAGACAUCAUUGACCCCCUUAUAAACAACCUCAUAACUCUAUUAUGUGCAAUUCUUCUGACAAGUGGAGAAGAUGGCAGAAGUCGUGCAGAGCAGCUAUUACACAUUCUGAGGCAAAUCGAUCAAUAUAUUUCCUCUUCAGUGGAGCAUCAAAGAAGGAGAGCUUGUAUUGCAGUGUAUGAAAUGCUUCUCAAGUUCCGAAUACUUUGUUCCAGUGGAUAUUCUGGCCUUGGGAGCCAUGGAAGUUCCAUACACAACAAGCAAAUUGACCGAGUGCUGCAUGGGAAUUUUUCCAACCUGCCAUCUGCAUUUGUUCUACCAAGUCGAGAUUCCUUAUGCCUGGGGGAGAGGGUCAUGGUUUAUCUUCCACGUUGUGCUGAUUUCAAUUCUGAAGUUCGAAAGGUGUCAGCCCAGAUUCUUGAUCUCUUCUUCAGCAUAUCUCUUUCUCUUCCACGGCCAGCGGGAUCAGCUAUCAGCAUGGAUAUAGAAAUUUUAUACAGUGCUUUAUCCUCCCUUGAGGAUGUCAUUGCCAUUUUGAAGAGUGAUGCUUCCAUUGAUCAAUCAGAGGUCUUCAAUAGGGUUGUUUCCUCUGUUUGUACUUUGCUAAUGAAGGAUGAGCUUGUUGCCACCUUGCAUGGCUGCGCUACUGCUAUAUGUGAUAAGACCAAACAGUCAGCUGAAGGUGCCAUUCAAGCUGUUAUUGAGUUUGUUACAAAGAGGGGAAAUGAGUUGAAUGAAACUGAUGUUUCCAGGACUACACAGUCUUUGCUCUCUGCUACAGUGCUUGUACCUGAUAAACACUUACGUCAGGAGAUUCUGGGUGCUAUAUCUUGUCUCGCUGAGAACACCAACUCAAAAGUUGUCUUCAAUGAAUUAUUGGAUGCUGCGGGUAGGGAUAUAGUUACAAAGGACAUAUCAAGGUUGCGUGGUGGCUGGCCUAUUCAGGAUGUCUUCUACGCUUUUUCCCAGCAUACAGUACUUUCUGUGCUGUUCCUGGAUCAUCUGGUGUCAGUACUUAACCAGACUCUGAUUGUUAAAGGUGAUUCAGAGAGAAGAGACAAUUUAAGUCAUUCCGUUGAGAGUCAUAUCGAGGAUGAAAUCCUCCAAGCAGCUGUUCUUGCUCUGACUGCUAUGUUCAGAGGUGGUGGUAAGAUUGGGAAGAAAGCUGUUGAACAAAGUUAUGCGGCUGUUCUUUCUGCUCUUACACUUCAUUUAGGAAGUUGCCAUGGUCUAGCUGCAUCUGGUCAGCAAGAACCUCUAAGGAGCCUUCUAACAGCAUUCCAGGCAUUCUGUGAAUGUGUUGGGGAUCUCGAAAUGGGAAAGAUCUUGAUUAGAGAUGGAGACCAAAGAGAAAAUGAGAGGUGGAUCAAUCUUAUUGGAGAUUUGGCUGCUUGCAUCUCUAUAAAGAGGCCUAAAGAGGUUCCAACAAUAUGUAUGAUUCUGACUGGCGCCUUGACUCAGCACCAAAAGCUUCAAAGGGAAGCUGCUGCUGCAGCACUAUCUGAAUUUGUGCGUUUUGGUGACGGGGUUGGUUCCUUGUUGGAACAGAUAGUUGAGGCAAUGUGUCGACAUGUUUCAGAUGAGUCACCUACCGUACGCCGCCUUUGUCUGAGAGGGCUAGUGCAGAUCCCACCUAUUCAUAUUCUUCAAUAUGCUACUCAAGUUCUUGGUGUAAUUGUAGCUUUAUUGGAGGAUCCAGUUGAAUCAGUUCAAUUAACUGCAGUACUCUGCUUGCUUACAUUUUUUGAAUCAUCACCCAAAGAUGCUGUGGAUCCAAUUUUGCUUAAUCUUACAGUACGACUGCGUAAUCUACAAAUAAGCAUGAAUGGGAAGAUGCGAGCCAAUGCAUUCGCAGCAUUUGGAGCACUGUGCAACUAUGGAGUUGGUGCACAACGUGAAUCUUUUAUUGAACAGGUGCAUGCAGCCCUUCCGCGCCUGAUUCUUCAUGUUCAUGAUGACGAUUUUAGUGUCCAGCAGGCUUGCCGGUACACUCUUCGACAGAUGGUGCCCUUAAUGGAAGUAGAAAGCUUGUCUUCCCUAUUCAGCACACAUUAUUUCAAUUCUGACCACCGAAGUGAUUACGAGGACUUUGUUAGGGAUAUCAGUAGACAACUCUGCCAAAACUUCCCAUCAAGAACUGAUGCUUACAUGACAUCACUAGUACAGGCUUUUGAUUCUCCUUGGCCAAUUAUCCAGGCAAAUGCCAUUUACUUCUCUUGCAGCAUGCUGUCACUUUCAGAUGAUGAGCGCAUCUUAGCUCCAUUCUGUACACAGGUGUUUGGAAUUCUGGUAGGUAAACUGAGUCGGUCACCAGAUGCUGUUGUUCGAGCAACUUGCUCCUCUGCCCUUGGCAUGUUGCUGAAAUGUGCUAAUUUAGUUUCAUGGAGGGCAUCACAAGUUGAUCGUGUUGAAUCAGUUCGGAGGGCAUCACAAGUUUCUGAGAAGGCAAUCGUACAAGAGUGAUGAGUUUAUUGUGCUAACCUACAGAGGCAACAAAAUUAUGUCACAUCCUUGGUCCAGAUUCUUUGUAUCAUAGUUACUUUCACAUGUUAAGGAGGGAAAUAAUGUAUAUUUGCUGAGCGCUGUAAUUGUUGUUUAUAUCUUUUCUAGAUUCUGUAAUUUUAAUGUUGUAUAAUCAUAAUGUUGUAUAUUGCUCUAGGACGAUGUAUUAGAACUCCGCGUUUCCAAAUAAAGCUUUCUUGUGGAAUCACCAAAA